Protobothrops mucrosquamatus (brown spotted pit viper) is the source of this 1244-nucleotide messenger RNA. Its product is annotated as glioma pathogenesis-related protein 1. The transcript is spliced from 5 exons. Bases 24 to 920 code for a protein of 298 amino acids. Gene Ontology annotation, cellular component: extracellular region. Lineage: Eukaryota; Metazoa; Chordata; Lepidosauria; Squamata; Viperidae. The record is from RefSeq and is a predicted model, not a curated record.
GCCAGUUCGUCGUAGCCGCGACCAUGAGGAGUCUCUGGUGGUGGGGCGCGGCGGAGAUGGUGACUGUCCUCUUCCUCGGAGAAGCGAAAAGUAAAUUUGCGCCUUUGCCCGACAUCACCAACCGUACCUUUAUCAAACAAUACAUCGACAUCCACAAUAAGUUCCGCAGCGAAGUCAAGCCCUCUGCCUCCAAUAUGCUCUACAUGACAUUUGAUUUAGCUUUAGCUAGAAUUGCUAGAGCAUGGGCAAAUAAAUGUGUUUGGAAACAUAAUCCUAAUCAAAGGUACCAUCCUGAUCGUAAAUUUAAGCCAACUGGAGAAAAUAUGUGGUUGGGAGGUGCAAGCCGAAAUCCAUUUAAUGUAUUUAAUCCAAUUACAGCAUUUCACAAUGAGGUAAACUACUACACUUUCUCUACCCAUCAGUGCACCAAAGUAUGUGGACAUUAUACCCAGGUAGUUUGGGCUGCUUCAUACAAAGUUGGCUGUGCUGUUGUUUACUGCCGUUACAUGGAUGGAAAGGAAAAAAAUAAUAACAUUUUAGUGUGCAAUUAUGCUCCAGCAGGCAAUUACCGUGGAGUACGCCCUUAUAAAGAGGGAAAACCAUGCAGUAACUGUCCAGAAGGAGACACUUGUAAAGACAACCUCUGUAGAAAUCCUGAACGUGAGAAAGAAAACAGCAUUCGUAUGUAUUACAAUUGCCUUUUAUGUUUUAAACUUACUUUUAAAAGAGGAUCAUUACAUUCCCUCUCUUGUUUUUUUAACCUAGGUUAUUCACGAUGGUAUCCACCAUUUGAAAGUCGGAUUAUAUGUGAUCCAUCUUGCAUUGCUGUUGCAGUUUUAAGACCAUUGUUAAUGUUUUUGGCAUUUGCUGUUGUUUAUUACUUACAAAUCUGUUAUCCAGGUUUAAAUUUUUCUAAAUAAUCUUCAGUAUUUUGUAUGCAUAAAACUUUCUUUGACUACUUUUGUUAAUUAUAAGAUUAUAUUUACAUGAAUUGUUACAUUAUUUUCCUGUUCUAUCUUUUAAAAGUAGAUUUGGUUCAAUUCAUUGUUUUUAUGGAAUUUUGUCAAACAAAUUCUUAAUGUUUUUUAAUUUUGGUUACUGUACUAAUACAGUACUGUAUAACUGUACUAAUAAAGUUCCUUUUUUGUUCAGAUGAUACUAAUAUAAAACAAAAUAUAUUUAAUAUGUUCCAUGUUUUGUAAACAUUAAAAUAAGGGAGUUGUGAUUAAUAAAUAUUAAUAUGA